Molecule: messenger RNA, 1957 nt
Organism: Drosophila biarmipes
Lineage: Eukaryota; Metazoa; Arthropoda; Insecta; Diptera; Drosophilidae
Product: phenoloxidase-activating factor 2
Exons: 2
Coding region: 23-1093 (356 amino acids)
Biological process (GO): proteolysis
Molecular function (GO): serine-type endopeptidase activity
Source: RefSeq, a predicted model, not a curated record
UUCCGGAACGGAAUUCGCGGAUAUGUUGAUCUAUUAUAUUGCGGUGCUAUAUUUCUUGGGUUCCUUGAAGCCCUCCAUAUGGGCUUUCAAGAACUGUGCUCCGGAAAAACAAUGUGUGCCGUACGAGCAUUGCAACGAGGGAUUAACGGUGGAGGGAAAGUUCUACCCGGACCGCAGUAGGACGACCUUGGACGAGAACUGCCAUUACAUGGAAAAGUGCUGCAAUAUCCAAGAUAUACUCUCGCCUCCGCGACUCCCGGAGGAGGCCACCCACUGGCCAUGUGGGGGGCGCCAUGAUCUCUGGUACUACCUGCGACCGCUGGGCUACAAGCGGCAGGAGGCCAAGUUCGGCGAGUUUCCCUGGCUGGUGGCGGUCUACGGGGCGGAUGCGUAUCUCUGCAGUGGAGCCCUCAUCACUCCGCUGGCGGUGGUGACCACAGCCCACUGCGUCCAGAGUGUCCAGGAAGCCGGCCAGCUUCGCGUGGUGGCCGGGGAGUGGGAUGCCGCCGUGGAGCUGGAGCCCCAGCCACACCAGGCGAGAUCGGUGGUUGAGUCGCUGCUGCAUCCCAACUACACCCAAAUGCCGAUGGCCAACAACUUGGCGAUCCUCCUGGUGGACAAGGACGAAGCCUUUCGGCUGGCCCCCAAUGUCCAGCCCAUCUGCCUGCCGCCCCCGCAAAUGUCUUAUAAUUACAGUCAGUGCUAUGUGUCCGGUUGGCAGAGGGGCGACUUCGGGGCAUCAGCGAUCCUGCCCAAGCGAUGGACCCUCUAUGUCCUGCCACCCGAUCAGUGCAGGACCAAGUUGCGGCUGUCCGUUUUGGGGCGACGCCAUGCCCACAACGACAGCCUGCUGUGCGUCGGCGGCGACAAGGGCGACUUCGUCUGCGGCGAUGUGGACAUGACCGGGGUGCCCCUGAUGUGUCCGCUCUCCGGGCAGGAUGACCGCUUCCACUUGGCCGGCCUCCUGACCAGGACAGCCCGCUGCGAUGGCACACAACUUCUGGGUAUUUACACGAACGUCAAGUUGUACCGGCAGUGGAUCGAUCUGAAGCUCAGGGAGCGCGAUCUCGACAUAAGGCAGUACAUGGUGUGAACUGGUCCCCGACAAAUAAACGAUAAUAAAGAGGUCAAAUAUCUUAAGAGUUAAGUAAUAUUUUAUCCAGGUGCUAAAUCAGCUUGUCAGUUUAGCUUUCAUUUUAACAAAUAUAAAUGUAGGUGUGGGUGCCACUAAGUUCCCAAAAUUUUAAAAACAAUGAAUCAAAGAAAGUUCUCUCAAAAAAGUAAUCUAAAAAAAAUAAUCUAAUAAUAGCAGGCAGAAAAUAAAAUGUUAUAUGUAUUAAAUUCAAUAUGAAAUGUAAAAAAUGCCCCUUACUUAUUCCAAAAAAAUCAAAUCAAUACAUCAGCGAUAAUUUUUAAAAAUAAUAAAUAUGUUUUUUAGUUAAAUUUUAGAGAAUAUUACUUUUCCUAUUUAUUAACCCAACUUAUUGUUUACCAUAAACAUAUUUCAUUUCAAUAGAAAUUGGGCCGACCAUCUGGUUAGUUCUCCAAUCUGUAAUUUAAAACCCUUUGUUACACUUGCCUAUAAAGAGGCCUCGAAAAGGCUUCUCAGUUCAGUUGUGUGGAUGGCCACUCACCUGGAUUGACCUCCCAUGGGCACCCAACUUCUAUUCCUUCUGAUGGGCUUCUGGCUUCCACCAGCCGACGCAAAAAUAAUCUCCUGGCAGGAUGGGCCUUACGAGGACGACCGCGUGGCGGUGGACUUCAGUGGCUGCCCAAAGUGCGAGGAGAACUACAGGAACUUUGUGUUCGUCCUGAAGAACUCGGAGCUGACUGAGGAGCAGGCCGCAUCCGUAUACCCAUAUGUGGCCUUCAUCAUGUGGCUCAUUCUGGCUGCCCUGGUGAUUGGCCAGCGGUGGCGAAUAAAAAAUAAAUAAGCUAAAGUAUCUUAACUAUGGAA